Haliaeetus leucocephalus (bald eagle) is the source of this 6436-nucleotide messenger RNA. RefSeq names its product coiled-coil domain containing 88C (gene CCDC88C). Gene Ontology annotation, molecular function: dynein light intermediate chain binding; microtubule binding. The record is from RefSeq and is a predicted model, not a curated record. Gene Ontology annotation, cellular component: centrosome; cytoplasm. NCBI's taxonomy places the organism in Eukaryota, Metazoa, Chordata, Aves, Accipitriformes, Accipitridae. The transcript has 30 exons. Gene Ontology annotation, biological process: cytoplasmic microtubule organization; cytoskeleton-dependent intracellular transport. The coding region runs from base 24 to 6098 and encodes 2024 amino acids.
GCCGCCAGCCGGGCCCCGGCGACAUGGACGUGACCGUCUCCGAGCUCCUGGAGCUCUUCCUGCAGAGCCCCUUGGUGACCUGGGUGAAAACCUUCGGGGCGCUGGGGAGCGGGGACGGGGACAACCUCGGCGUCUACAUGGACCUGGUGGAUGGCGUCGUCCUCAACAAAAUCAUGCUGCAAAUAGAUCCUCGACCAACCAACCAACGUGUCAACAAGCACGUAAAUAAUGACACGUAUCUUCGCGUUCAAAACCUGACCAUCUUAGUCAGAAACAUUAAGACUUACUAUCAGGAGGUCCUCCAGCAGCUGAUUGUAAUGAAUUUACCAAAUGUUUUAAUGAUUGGCAAAGAUCCUCUCUCUGGUAAAAGUAUGGAUGAAAUUAAGAAGCUGCUGUUGUUGAUUCUGGGAUGUGCUGUGCAGUGUGAAAGAAAAGAAGAGUUUAUUGAAAGAAUAAAACAACUGGAUAUUGAAACCCAAGCUGCCAUUGUGUCACACAUUCAGGAGGUUACUCACAACCAGGAGAAUGUCUUUGACUUGCAGUGGCUGGAGCUCCCAGAUAUGGCCCCAGAAGAACUAGAGUCCCUCUCCAGGAAUAUGGUUUUCCACCUCAAGAGGCUCAUUGAUGAGAGAGACGAAUGCACAGAAGUCAUUGUAGAUCUCACUCAGGAGAGAGAUUAUCUGCAGUCUCAGCAACCACCAAGUCCUCUGAAAGCACCAAGUCCAGAUUCUUCACCAAACCCAGCCAACCCUCUUUCUAAUGAAGACAAGCAGCACCUUGCAGUUGAGCUGGCCGACACGAAGGCUAAAUUGAGAAGAAUCCGGCAGGAGCUGGAAGAGAAGUCUGAGCAGCUUGUAGAUUCUAAACAUGAAGUUGAGCAGCUCACCCUAGAGCUGCAAAAAAUAAAACAAGAGAAUAUCCACCUGGCCUCAGAUGCUCGCUCUGCUCGAGCGUACAGAGAUGAGCUCGACUCUCUGAGAGAGAGGGCAAACCGUGUGGAGAGACUUGAGAUGGAACUUGUUCGGUGCAAAGAGAAACUUCAUGAUGUGGAUUUUUACAAAGCUCGCAUGGAGGAGUUAAGAGAGGACAAUAUCAUAUUAAUUGAAACAAAGGCCAUGCUAGAAGAACAGCUAACAAUGGCAAGAGCUCGUGGUGACAAACUGCAUGAAUUAGAGAAGGAAAACUUGCAGUUGAAAUCCAAACUCCAUGAUGUAGAGCUGGACCGGGACACGGACAAGAAGAGAAUUGAAGAGCUGCUGGAGGAGAACAUGGUCUUGGAGAUUGCACAGAAACAGAGCAUGAACGAGUCUGCACAUCUAGGCUGGGAACUAGAACAACUGUCUAAAAGCACAGAUCUUGCAGAUACCAGAAAGUCCUUUGUGUUUGAGUUGAAUGAAUGUGCUUCCAGUCGCAUACUGAAGCUAGAGAAGGAUAAUCAGAGUUUGCAGAACACAAUCCAAGAGCUGAGAGAUGCCUCCUUGACCUCCAGAGAGAGCAGCCUAAAGUUUGUGGAACUGGAAAAGGAAAAUCAACAGCUUAGCAAAAAGAUUGAGAAGCUGCAAAAUCAAAUUGAAAAAGAGAAGCAAAGUAAUCAAGAUCUGGAGACCUUGAGCGAGGAGCUGAUAAAAGAUAAGGAACAGCUACAAGUCAUCAUGGAGACUCUAAAAGCUGACAAAGACAGACAGAUAAAGGACCUUAAACAAGAAAAUGAUCACCUUAAUCAAGUGGUCUUAUCUCUGAGACAAAGAUCUCAAGUGAGCAGUGAGGCAAGAGUAAAAGACAUUGAAAAAGAGAACAAGAUCCUUCAUGAAACAGUUACAGAGACUAGUAGUAAACUGAGCAAGCUGGAGUUUGAGAAGAAACAAUUGCAAAAGGAUUUUGACCAGGUUAAAGAAAAAGUGGAAAGAGUGGAAGAAAUGGAAAAAGAGCUUCAUCGGCUGGAGAGGGAGAAUGAACAGCUCACAAAGAAGGCAGCAGCGAUGAAAAUAGUGACAGAAAAAGUGGAAGUUCUCGAGCAGGAGAAUGGGGAUCUGGAAGUGGAAAACAGGAAGCUAAGAAAAUCCCUGGACACAUUACAGAAUAUUUCCAUCCGUCUUGGGGACCUGGAAAGGGACAACAAACAAUUGGAUGAAGAAAAUCUGGAGCUUAGGAGAGUAGUGGAGACCAUGAGAUUUACCAGCACUAAAAUGGCACAAAUAGAAGCAGAAAAUAAAGAUUUGGAGAGGGAGAAAGAGGACUUAAGAAAGAAUGUGGAAAUGUUAAAAGCAAUGAGCAAGAAAUCAGAGAGGCUGGAGCUAAGCUAUCAGAGUGUCAACUCUGAAAACCAGAGACUUCAGCAAAUCGUGGAGAACAGCAGCAAAAAGAUCCAGGAGUUAGAAAAAGAAGUACAGGGAAUGGAGAGUGAAAAUCAGGUCCUCCAGAGGAACCUUGAGGAGCUAAAGAUUUCUGCCAAACGGUUAGAGAGGUUAGAAAAUGAGAACAAAGCCCUAGAACAAGAAAUGUCUCAGCUUGAGAAAGAUAAAAAAAUGCUAGAGAAAGAAACAAAAAGGCUUUGGCAGCAGGUGGAGCUGAAAGAUGCUAUUUUGGAUGAUAGUACAGUAAAGUUGGCAGUUGCUGAGAAAGAAAACAAGACAUUAGAAAAGGAAAUUGCUCGAUUCAGAGAUUCAUCUAAUAAGCUGAAAGAAUUUGAAAAGGACAAUAAAGAUCUCAUAAAGCAAGUUACAAUUGAUAAAAGAACGCUAGCUACAUUGAGAGAGGAUUUGGUUCUGGAGAAGCUGAAGAGUCAACAGUUGUCUAGUGAGCUGGACAAACUGAGCCAGGAACUUGAGAAGAUAGGAUUGAACAAAGAGCUGCUACUACAGGAUGACAACGGCAAUGAUGACACAAAAUACAAGAUUCUGGAGAGCAAAACAGAAUCGGCACUAAAAACAACACUAGCUGUGAAAGAGGAAAAGAUUGCAAUGCUGGAGGCUCAAGUGAAAGACUCUCUGAACUUGAACCAACAGUUACAGAAUGAUCUAAAUAUGGUGAAGAAGGACUUUGAUGCACUUAAGCAGACUCAACAGGAUGGGCAGUAUGCUCAGAAGUCACUGAGGUAUUCUGCAGAGAAACUCAUUCCCAACCACCAAAUGAAUGAGAAAUUGGAAACGGGGCACAGAGAGGCUACCAUGGAGCUGCUGAAACUGAAGGACAGGGCAAUUGAACUGGAAAGGAAUAAUGCAGCCCUGCAUGCUGAGAAGCAGCUGCUUAAAGAACAGCUGAAGCAUUUAGAAACACAGAAUGUCUCCUUCAACAAUCAGAUCCUGACACUACAGAAGCAAAACGUCUUCCUUCAGGAGCACAACACUGCUCUGCAGACACAGACGGCCAAACUCCAGGUAGAAAAUUCAACCCUCAGCUCCCAGAGUGCUUCACUGAUGGCCCAGAAUGCUUUACUUCAAAAUCAGCAGACAGCCAAGGAAAAUGAGAAUGAAAAUCUACUGAAACAGAAGGAGCAGCUGAAAGCUGAGUAUGAGUCAUUGCUUCAGGACCAUGAACACCUUGCUUCACUGCAUGAACGGCAGUCUGCAGAAUAUGAAAUGCUAAUAAACCAGCACAGCUGCCUGAAAACAUUACACAAAAACCUGGAUCUGGAGCACAAAGGUCUGGGUGAGAGAUACAACAGUUUAAUGAAACACAAGGCAGAACUGGAAGAGUUGGAAAUAGUUUUAAAAACUGAGAGAGAAGUUCUGCAACAAGAGAGGAGAUCAAAUGCAAUAACCACUGGGGAAAAUCAGAAGCUAAGGGAGGAAUUGGACAGGGUGAAUUUCUUGCACAACCAACUAAAGGCAGAAUAUGAAGGGCUGCAUUCACACACUAAAGAGCUGAAAACUUCCCUGAACAACUCUCAGCUGGAGCUGAAUCGUUGGCAGGCUCGCUACGAUGAGCUGAAGGAGCAGCACCAGUCCAUGGAUAUCUCCCUGACCAAGCUGGAUAACCAUUGUGAGCUGCUGUCCCGUCUAAAGGGAAAUCUGGAAGAAGAAAACCAUCAUCUCCUGAGUCAGAUUCAGAUGCUGAGCCAACAGAAUCAGAUGUUACUGGAGCAGAACAUGGAGAACAAGGAGCAGUAUCAUGAAGAACAGAAACAGUACAUAGAUAAAUUGAAUGCCUUAAGGAGACACAAGGAAAAACUUGAAGAGAAGAUAAUGGAUCAGUACAAGUUUUAUGAUCCUACUCCAAAAAAGAAAAACCACUGGAUUGGGGCCAGAGCCUUAGUCAAACUAAUCAAGCCAAAGAAGGAGACAAGGGAGCGGUUGAAACCAGCAGCAGAAAGCACUCCGUGGCAUUCUGAAUCCCCAGAGACGGUAAACUCUCCAUCUGCCUCCCAAAAACUGAAACAUCAACAAGAGACUCAGGAUAAUACCUCUCAAGGGUCAAACUCUGUGGAAGAGAGGGAGAAUCCUGGGGGUUCUUCAAACAAAGUGCUAAUGGACCUAAAGCAAAAGAGGAAUUCCCAUCAUGGAGGCAGCAAUGAUAGUGUUGAAAUCUCAGCAGACUCUGCAACAAAACACUGCUGUGUGGAACUGGGUCCCAGGACUUACUCGACGUCAGCUAUUCAUCUGCACACUUCCACCCCCAUCUCCAGGCUCCAGAACAGACCAAAAGGCUAUAAUUCAGAAGAUAAUCUAUGUGAACAGUCCCCUGCGGUAGAGUUUGCAAGCACCAGACAGCAUGCGUCCAGGCCAAACAGUUUAGAGAGCAGUAGAAACGCUUCCAGCAGUAGUUCACCUCUCAAUUUGAAAGGUUCCUUAGAUCAUAUCCAUGGUAGAACUGAGAGUCUCAGCAGCGAAGAUACGGUGCCAAGCAGAGAGGCACCAGCCUUGCUCCGAGACACCUAUCCCUUUCACUCCGCUUCUGCCGUCUUAAGCCCUAGCAGCAGGCAUGAGUCCUCCUCCCACAGGAAUGGUUUGAUCUCUUAUGAUAUACCUCAGAAGAGUACUCCAUCCCAGUCUUAUGCAGGCAGGCAACGGUCUGCCUCACCUGGCAGUGAGAUGGUAACUUUGGAAGAGUUCUUAGAGGAGAGCAACAGGCUGUCCCCACCAAGUGACACCUCCAGUAACAAAGAUGACUUGCUCAGCGAUUAUUUUAGGAAAGCAAAUGAGCCUUCAACUACUGGGAACCUGCUGGUUCAGCCAUCCAGAAAGGAGGCUGCUAAGAUGCCCACUAGUCUUGUUGCUGCAACUGUAAAGAUGACCACCACCAAUGAAGAAGGAAGAACAGCUAAGCCUGGAAAUUACAUGAAGCCAAACCUCAGACAAGUGGAACCUGAGCCUCUGGCAAACUCCCAGGGGUCCCUUAAGCUUCCUCACACACCACAGCACCAGCCUGCCAGCGGGAUGCGGCAGAUGGCACAGCCUCAGCAGCCUGGAACAGUGAGCAGGAGGAGUACAUCGCUGAGCAGGGCAUUUAGCUUAGCCUCUGCAGACCUCCUCAGAGCCACCGGCCCAGAGACAUACAGGCAGGAGAGCCCUCAGAAGUCAGCAGCAGACCUGCAUGGGGGCAAGGACGCUGUCAGUCAAACCACUAGGGCUUCUGUGCCAACCAGCUCCCAGGCAACCUUAAGAGAGAGGCCACAGUCUGCAAAGGUGGCAGGUUCCUUGCAAGGUGUCGAUUCCCGCUGUCGGCAGCUUGACACAAGGCGCCUUUCCCUGGCCCCACCACAGGAUGAGAGGCCGCUUUCCUUCCAUCAGUUCUCUGCCUCACCCACUGCAUCCACCAGCAAUCUGAACACGCAGCAACAGGAGCGUGUGAACCCUGGGCAACACUACUCACCCACAUCACACACUCUCUCUAAAGUCAAACCCAAGCCAGCCCCUCGUACUGGGGAGGUGGCCACAGUGGCCCCUGCCAGAGCUGUUUCCAGCAGGACUGAGGGAAAUACUUCCCUAGGACAAGGCCAGGGAGAUGCCCUACUUACCAAGUGCCAGGGUAAGCUGCCAGAAGGCAGUGCUGGGGCUAUGGAGGAGCCUGUGAGAGGAAGCAGCUCCAACAGUACUCCUGGGUCUCCGGACCCCCAGGGGGAUCAGCAGACAGUUUGGUAUGAGUAUGGGUGUGUGUAACCCACGGAUGCAGUAGUACGUGUGUUUGGCAUUGCUGAUGUCCUGGUAGCAUUUGGCUAGACACUGUGCCAAGUCUUAAAAGUCAUCACCUGCAUGCUGCUCUGACUGUUCUCCGGGCACUGUUUUCUAGUUGGACAAAGUAUGAUUAAGAGAAGCAAGGAGCAAAACCCCAGCCCUUCUUUUGACACUGUUGUGCCUGAAACAAAGUGGAAGCCUGACCUAAUCUCACAGCAGGCUUGGCACCUGAUUCUCACAGGUGCUGAGCAUUCCCCACACCAGGAGAAGCUUAGCAGGGUCCUCUGUCAUCGCUGCACUGUGCACCCCUUCUACCUGCAUUA